Molecule: messenger RNA, 1110 nt
Organism: Nerophis lumbriciformis (worm pipefish)
Lineage: Eukaryota; Metazoa; Chordata; Actinopteri; Syngnathiformes; Syngnathidae
Source: RefSeq, a predicted model, not a curated record
AUGAGUGCGUCUGCAGGGACUGGUGUGUUCUUGCUCUCUUUGAUGUCCAUUCCCAUCUGCUAUUUGUUCAACUCUCUGGUCUACAACAACAGUGCUGAAGUCUUCUUCUUUGCUGGAUGUGCAACUCUCAUCUUUCUGGUUAUUUCUGCCCAUUUUAUAUUCAAGAGAAAAGCGCCCUUAGACUCUCUCUUCUAUGUGUAUGCAGUUCAUGCGUUCUUCAGUGUGGUGAACUUAAUCAUCGGGCUGGAGCAGGACAACAUCAUUGAUGGAUUUGUGACAUUUUACCUAAAAGAGGCUGAUCCACACAUUAACACAGCACAUGGACACAUGAUGUCCUACUGGGAUGGCUGUGUGCAUUAUCUCAUGUAUUUGCUCAUGAUCGCUGCCAUUACUUGGGGGGACAACUUUAGAGCUAUUGGACUUUACUGGGUUGGGUCUUUUGUAAUGCGUUCUAUCAUUUACCUUCUUGGGAAUGCUGUUGGGAAAUAUGGUACAGAAAUGGGUCCUCUCUUCUUCCUUCACUUGCUCUACAUCUCAGUGUCUGUCUGGGCUUGCUUCCGUGUCUUCAGCCAUCCUUCCACACAGAUCGUUGAGUUUACAAACAUCCAGGAGGCUCAGAAAAUGACAUUAUUCGACAGACCUUUAGACUUAUGCUUUAUUAUCUACCUCAUCCCAGCUAUAACCUUCUGUGUCUUUAGAGGUCUGGUUGCAUUGGAUUGUUCCAACAUGCUGUGUCAGCACUACGUACAGCACUAUGAGCCAUACAUGAAAGACCCCUCGGCAUACCCUAAAAUACAUAUGCUGGUGAGCAUGCUCUACUCUGGCCCGUAUUAUAUCAUGACUCUCUACAGCUUGUUGGUUCCGGGAUGUGAGUGGAUGCUGGACCUGACUCUUGUACAUUCAGGUGCAAUAGCACAAGCACAGUUUUCUCAUAUCGGGGCCUCUCUUCACACCCGGACACCAUUCUCUUACAGAGUUCCUGCUGACAGCCAACUGAUCUUUUUGCUGGUUAAUAUCCUCUAUGCUUUGGUGCCACAGGUUCUAUGCUACCGUUGCACUACCAGGCCUGCAUUCUUCCUUAGGGGCAAAACAGAAAAGAAAAGUGCAUGA